This is a messenger RNA of Acaulospora colombiana, 487 nucleotides long. The record is from the annotation of a GenBank genome assembly. NCBI's taxonomy places the organism in Eukaryota, Fungi, Glomeromycota, Glomeromycetes, Diversisporales, Acaulosporaceae.
GCCAUUUCAUGUCGGUGCUUCCAAUCCUGUCUAUGAACUGAAUUCUCUGACCCCGGAAUCUAAUAGGAACCCAGAACUAUCUCUUUUAUGGGAAUCGACGAUAGAAAUACAUUAUCCAGAGAAUAAUGGUGCCAACCUUCAUCCCUCACCACUCAACAUUGCUAGUUUCCACAUCGACUUGACUCUAAUCUCGAGACAAGCCGGCCUCAUGAAUUGGGAAGUUCAUCAAAAAUCUUGUUCCGCCAAACCUGCGAUGGCCCGAUUAAAAUUUUCUGGUGUUAGGGAACGUAAUUUGUGUCAGAGCCACGACACGCCCAGCACGCUACGAAACUUAGACCUCCCUUCCUCGACCCAAAGGCCAUUUGGCCUUGCAGCAUCAGCUUACGAGCUCCUGAAAACUACCGAAAUAUCAUUAUUAAAAAUGUCUAUACCAUCAGUCGUUUCUCUUGUCACUCUUUUCACCUCCCUCAACCUCGCGGUCCCACAA